This is a messenger RNA of Sphenostylis stenocarpa, 309 nucleotides long. Lineage: Eukaryota; Viridiplantae; Streptophyta; Magnoliopsida; Fabales; Fabaceae. The record is from the annotation of a GenBank genome assembly.
AUGGACUUAGAUGACUUACCAGCACCUAGUGACAAUGAUUCCGCCAUUACCUUCAACAAAGACCUACCUAAAGGUGGAAGUGAUCACAACAAGGCACUGUACAUUUCAGUAAUGGCUUGUGGAAAGCCCUACAAAGUCAACUGUCUGAGGCUUGAGGCAUCAGAUUUCACUCCUUCAGACUUGAUUGUUAGGGCAUAUGAGAAUACCAAAAGAGAGGUCUUAGGUAUUAUGGAAAGGAUGGCAGUUGACGCUCUUCCAGUUAUAGUUCUUUUAUUUGAUCAGUAUCGCUGGCUUCUGUCUUUCACAUAG